Cicer arietinum (chickpea) is the source of this 1556-nucleotide messenger RNA. RefSeq names its product inositol oxygenase 1-like. Gene Ontology annotation, molecular function: inositol oxygenase activity; iron ion binding. Gene Ontology annotation, biological process: inositol catabolic process. NCBI's taxonomy places the organism in Eukaryota, Viridiplantae, Streptophyta, Magnoliopsida, Fabales, Fabaceae. Gene Ontology annotation, cellular component: cytoplasm. The record is from RefSeq and is a predicted model, not a curated record.
UUAACCACAUUUGUUCUUAUCGGACUCUGUUGUCUUGUUUGAGAUUAUCAACUUGUUUGUAACUUUAUUUCUGAAUAUAAUUUUUUUAAAUGGGGUUGGUUGGAUUCUUCUUUAGUAAGAAAUAUUAAUAGUUAUUUAUCUAUAGAAAAAAAUUAAAGGGUGAUAAACAUGGUUGUACCAAAGAUGAAAAGAAGGAAAGAAAAUGUAAUGUUAGGAUUUUCAGAGAAGGACUUAUGAAGUUCCAAUUCUCAGGGAAGGACUCUCCGGCCAGUUAUAAAUAGCAACGCUUCAACACAACACUUCAAAUUCAUCUUUUUCUCUUUUCUUUCUUAUUCUCUUUCAUUUUUUCUCAAUACUCUCUCUCACACCCUCAACAUGACUAUCCUCAUUGAUCAACCUGAUUAUUUUGGAUCUGAUGUAGAGGCAAAGACGGUGGCAGUUAAUGAGAGAGAACUUGUGUUGGAUGGUGAAUUUGUUAUACCUCAUGCCAACUCAUUUGGACACACUUUUAGGGAUUAUGAUGCUGAAAGUGAAAGGCGAGAAGGAGUGGAGAACUUCUACAGAAAAAACCACAUUUAUCAAUCCUUUGAUUUUGUGAAGAAAAUGAGAGAGGAAUAUGGAAAAUUGAAUAGAGUAGAAAUGAGUAUAUGGGAAUGUUGUGAACUUCUUAAUGAAGUGGUGGAUGAGAGUGACCCUGAUUUGGAUGAACCACAAAUUGAACACUUGCUACAAACAGCUGAAGCUAUAAGAAAGGAGUACCCAAAUGAAGAUUGGUUGCACUUAACUGGUCUUAUCCAUGAUCUUGGUAAAGUGCUUCUCCUUCCUAGUUUUGGAGGACUUCCUCAAUGGGCUGUUGUAGGUGACACAUACCCAGUUGGUUGUAGAUUUGAUGAAUCCAUUGUUCACAACAAGUAUUUUAAGGAAAAUCCAGACUAUUACAACUCUGCAUACAAUACCAGAUAUGGAAUUUACUCUGAGAAAUGUGGACUUAACAAUGUGAUGAUGUCAUGGGGACAUGAUGAUUACAUGUAUCUAGUGGCAAAGGAGAACAAUACUACUCUGCCUUCAGCUGCUUUGUUCAUUAUAAGAUACCAUUCAUUCUAUGCCUUACAUAGAGAAGGAGCCUAUAAACACUUGAUGAAUGAUGAGGAUGUUGAGAAUCUAAAAUGGCUCCAUGUUUUCAACAAAUUUGAUCUUUACAGCAAGAGCAAAGUUAGAGUUGAUGUUGAAGAGGUGAAACCAUACUAUCUCUCCCUCAUUGAAAAGUACUUCCCUGCAAAGCUGAAGUGGUGAGAUAUUGGAGCCUUGAAGUUGACAAAUAUAUAGUAAGAUAAUUAGUUUAGUAUAUGAAGUAGAGGGAAUAAGUUAUUAUGUUGCAAGUAUCUUGGAUAAGAUUUAUAUGCUUUGAUGGUUGAGGAUUCUUGUAUGAAUUAAUAUUUUCAGUAUCAAAUAGUAGUUAUUAUUUUUAGUAAAUCACCGAAAUGGUACAAGUUCAUACCUUCAACACAUCAACAAAAUCAAUGGUAACAUCACUGAAUUAUCUCUCUUUUUUUCAA